Carassius gibelio (silver crucian carp) is the source of this 3199-nucleotide messenger RNA. RefSeq names its product epiphycan-like. Lineage: Eukaryota; Metazoa; Chordata; Actinopteri; Cypriniformes; Cyprinidae. The transcript is spliced from 10 exons. The coding region runs from base 193 to 2355 and encodes 720 amino acids. Gene Ontology annotation, molecular function: protein binding. The record is from RefSeq and is a predicted model, not a curated record.
AUAUACAAGGCAGGUAGGGCACAGGGGUCUGGGAGUGUGUGUACACGUACACUUCACACACACCCAGAAGCAUCCAUACACAGAAACACACUCACUGUGAGUGACCCAUUGCCAUUGGCCAGGCCCACCAACCCUCUGCCUGUCAGAUCUGAAGAGCAGGACCAUUUGGGAAAGGAGAGACAGAGAAGGAAGAUGAUAACGCUGAGGUUGAUGUGGGGACUCCUGGUCCUGUGUGUGGUGGCAGCCUCUCCCCGCAGAUAUGCCAGACAAGCGGAAUUAGAUAACUAUGACAACAACAAUGUGGACUUAGACAAGAAUGUGGAUGGUACUGAUGUCUAUGACUAUUACGAUGGAUUUGAUGAACCACAGAUAGAGAUUGGAACCUUGAGCCCCGAUGAGGACAUUGAUCCUUCACACCAUGCCUCAUUGGAGGAGGAGGAAGAGGAGGAGAGAGAAGACAAAGAAUUACCCAUAAAGCCUCAGCUGAUUCCAUCAGGCUUUGGGGAGUCAGGGACUCUGAUGGGCCCUAGUGCACAGGGAGAGGAGGAGCUUCGUCUGACGCCCACUGACAUCCUUCAGAUUUCUGGGGACAUUUCAGGUUCUGGAGUGCCUUUGGGCUCAGGAGGUCCUGGGACCUCUGGUGACAUAUCAGGUUCUGUGGACUCAGAGGACCUAGGUUCUGGAGUCUCUGGACUUUCUGGUUCAGGCAUAAUAUUGAUCUCAGGUAGAGAGGAGGAGCUCCACUUGACGUUUGAAACCAUUCCACACGAGGCCUCUGGGGAUUUGGGGGAGUAUGGAAUCUCUUGGGAGUCUGGAGUUUCUGGGUUACCUGAGGUGUCAGGAGAAUCUGGGGCCUCUGGGGUACCUGAGCUGUCAGGAGAAUCUGGGGCCUCUGGAGUACCUGAGCUGUCAGGAGAAUCUGGGGCCUCUGGAGUACGCGAGGUGUCUGGGGCCUCUGGGGUACCUGAAGUGUCAGGAGAACCUGGGGUCUCUGGGGUACCUGAAGUGUCAGGAGAACCUGGGGUCUCUGGGGAACCUGAGGUAUCAGGAGAACCUGGGCUCUCUGGGUUACCUGACUGCUUAGGAGAAUAUGGGGUUCCAGAGGUUUCUGGAGAGCCUGGAGCAUCUGGGGUACAUGAAAUGUCGGGAGAGUCUGGGCUCUCUGGGGUGCCAGAGGUAUCGGGAGAGUCCGGGACCUCCGGGGUGCCUGAGGUGUCUGGAGAGCCUGUUAUCUCUGGGGUGCCUGAGGUGUCUGGAGAAUCUGGGCUCUCUGGGGUGCCUGAGGUGUCUGGAGAAUCUGGGCUCUCUGGGUUGCCUGAGGUGUCUGGAGAAUCUGGGCUCUCUGGGGUGCCUGAGGUGUCUGGAGAAUCUGGGCUCUCUGGGGUGCCAGAGGUAUCAGGAGAGUCCGGGACCUCUGGGAUGCCUGAGAUCUCUGGGUUGAAUGAGGUGUUUGGAGAGCCUGUGGUCACUGUGCUGCCUGAUGUGUCUGGGGUCCCAGAGGAGACUAAACAGCCUAAGGUCACUUUCGAGUCUGGAGAAUCUGGGAGCCCAGAAGAGUCUGGGGUGACUGAGGCCCCAGUCGUCACCACUGAAAUAUUAAUACCUGACUUAGAUGAAGAGGAAGCGAUACUCCUAACUACCCCAACCACUCCCUUGGAGGGGACUGGGGGUGAAAUAGGGUCAGGGCUACCUGAUUUUGACAAAGAUAUUGAAACAGAUCAAACAGGUAUGGCUACCUGUAUGCUGUGCACCUGCCUGGUUGGAUCUGUGUACUGUGAUGACCUUAAACUGGACCGUGUUCCUCCUCUCUCCAAAGACACCACUCAUUUCUAUGCACGCUACAACAAAAUUGCUAAGAUCAGCAAGUCUGACUUCAUCAACCUGAAUAAAUUAAAGAGGAUUGAUCUGACCAGCAAUGGAAUUUCCAGGAUCGAUGAUGAUGCUUUCUUUGGCCUUCCUGCUCUGGAGGAGUUGAUAUUACGAGAGAAUAGCAUUAGACAACUUCCAGCUCUAGCCCCCUCUAUGACCCUGAUUGAUGCCUCCCACAACCAGCUGGGCAGCACUGGCAUUCAAAGAGAGGCUUUUAAAGACAUGUCGGGGCUACUUUACCUUUACUUGACAGACAACAACAUAGACCACAUCCCGGUUCCUUUGCCUGACAGUCUGCGCUCUCUGCACCUACAGAAUAACAAUAUCCAAAUGAUGCACGAGGAUACCUUCUGCAAUCCACAUGACUUGAAUUACAUCCGCAACGCUCUUGAGGAUGUUCGCCUGGACGGUAACCCCAUCAACCUCAGCAGAACCCCACAGGCCUACAUAUGUUUGCCACGUAUCCCUGUUGGUGCCCUUAUUUAAGCCAAAAAAAAAAAAAAAUGCACACGUACAAAACUCACACGUAUGCACAUGCCUCAAAACUCCUCUGUGCGUACCUCUCUCUCUCUCUUUUUUAACUUCGGGCUCAAGCAAACACUUGGAUAUGAAUGGCCGUCUUUAAAGGAGGUUGGCAUAAAUACAUAAACUCAACCUCUCACAGGAGUUCUGGCGGACACGUCCAACUCUACGCUGCUUGUGUUUCUACCUAUUGACACAGUACAUACUUUUCAUAAUGUAGGAAGUUUGUAAUCAUAUCUGGAUUUAUGACGUCUCAAACACAUGUGUGUCUAGCCUCAUAAACAGAGAAAAAGAGAACCAUGCGUAACUCGGAACAUGUUUUAUUUAUCAAAUACUAAUGAACAAGUGCAAAUAUGAACAAAACCGCACAAAAACCCUCUUUUGUGUCCUGUACUGGUUGCCUGACUGGGGUUAGCUGCAAAAGCCAGCCCAAAUUGUUUAAAUAUGUUUGUUUUGUAAAUGAAAUAUUGUUCAUAUUCAUAGAGAAUUUAACAAAUGUUUAUCAUUGUUAACAUAAACUAAUUGAAGCUGGUGCUUAAUGAACUUUUUGAAAGGUAAAUUUGACUAAUGCAAUAAAAAACGCAUUCUAACAAUUAAUUUGUUUGUAAAGUCUGUACUGUAAUAUAAAUAUAAAAUAUUUUUUUUAUUAUUAUUAUUAUUUUACAAGAACUGCAAUAUUAUGGUAUAUCACAAUUCAAGCUGUUGUAAUGACCCGUGGCCUUCAAAAUGAACAUUGUAUUGGGGUUGAGAAUUGAUUGGGGGGUAAAUAUUAGCUCAGCUUUGUGUGUUUUGUAUGGAAAUAAUCACA